Messenger RNA from Aspergillus luchuensis, 873 nucleotides. RefSeq lists its product as uncharacterized. The transcript is spliced from 2 exons. Bases 1 to 873 code for a protein of 290 amino acids. NCBI's taxonomy places the organism in Eukaryota, Fungi, Ascomycota, Eurotiomycetes, Eurotiales, Aspergillaceae. The record is from RefSeq and is a predicted model, not a curated record.
AUGCGGUCCAGAGCAUCAGUCAAGCCCUCCCAAUACCCCCCGAUUCCAUUCCAUACCAUUCGCUUGUUCGGCCUGAUUUCCACCUUCAUUGUGGGCAUUAUCUUGGCCGUAUUCAUCAAUCAACUGCAUAGCAACAAUUACAAGCUCCCGUGGGCUUUCCUAAUCCUCCUCAUAGCCACCGUCUUUUCCCUCCUAAACUAUAUCCUCACCACCCUAACCCACUGCUGCUAUGGCCUCUCUCCGCGCCUCAACCUCGUCACCAACAGCAUCGUCCUCAUCCUCUGGCUUAUCGCCCUCGGCCUCCUAAGCUGGAGCAUGUCCCAUACCAUCCUAACGACCUGCAACACAACCUACUGGGGCACCUCCACCGGCAUCAGCGUCUGCAGGAUCUACAAGGCCCUCUUCACCUUCACUAUCGUCGCCGCGACCUCCCACAUCGCCGCCGCCGCUCUGGACGUCAUCGUUUACCGCCGCCAAACCCGCCUGGGCCAAUACGACCCCAUGGCCAGUAGUACCGCUCUCAACGACUACAAGAUGCACAACCGCGACAGCAGCAUCAUGUCCGGCGGCGUUGGUCCCUACCCGCCUGAUGAGGCCGACCACCCCUAUUACGCCAAUCACCCCCAACAAGAACCCUUGUACCAGCACGCCCCGGAACCGUUGUACCACCCCAGCCAGCGGAUGCCGCCCCCUCCUGCGUAUGGGGCUGGCUCGUUGGAGCAGCACCAUGCCGAUGAGGCGGAGGAGUACUCCGAUGCGGCUCCGGUGCAGGGACGUCGGAAGCCAAGGGUGAGGUUUAGUGCUUACGGGGGUACUGCGGGUUAUAGUCAGCCAACGGAGCAGACGAGUUAUGAUCCGGCUGCGUAUCGGUAA